Molecule: messenger RNA, 4662 nt
Organism: Bemisia tabaci
Lineage: Eukaryota; Metazoa; Arthropoda; Insecta; Hemiptera; Aleyrodidae
Product: eukaryotic peptide chain release factor subunit 1
Biological process (GO): translational termination
Molecular function (GO): translation release factor activity
Source: RefSeq, a predicted model, not a curated record
UCCUUCCUUCCUCCCCUCCCUUUUCUUCGGAACUAGCGGGCAGGGCCAAUGUCCUGCGUGGCUAUUGUGUUCAUUAGCAUGUUAUUAUUUCGAAAUUAGCUAUUAAUUCUGAUUUUUAGUGAAAAACUAUUAGUGUUUCAUCGGGCAUUUGCCGUCUCAAUCUCACCCACUUAACCAAAGUUUCCCCCUUUUUUGCCCUUUCUCUCAGCGGCUCACACGCUAUCGGCCAACAUGGAUGAAAUAGGGUACACAGGUAAAGAUGGGUCAUCCUGCGAUAGGAAUGUCGAGAUCUGGAAAAUCAAGAAGCUGAUAAAGAGUCUGGAGCUUGCGCGUGGCAACGGAACAAGCAUGAUUUCGCUUAUAAUUCCCCCUAAAGAUCAAAUAUCACGUGUCAGCAAAAUGUUAGCUGAUGAGUUUGGCACGGCCUCCAACAUCAAAUCUCGCGUAAAUCGUCUCUCCGUUUUGGGUGCCAUUACAUCUGUUCAACAACGUCUAAAACUCUAUUCCAAGGUGCCACCAAAUGGUUUAGUCAUCUAUUGUGGAACUAUUGUAACGGAUGAAGGUAAAGAGAAAAAAGUCAACAUAGAUUUUGAGCCAUUCAAACCUAUCAACACAUCCUUGUACUUAUGUGACAAUAAAUUUCACACUGAGGCUCUUUCAGCACUUUUGGCCGAUGAUAAUAAAUUUGGCUUUAUAGUCAUGGAUGGAAACGGUACAUUAUUUGGCACUCUUCAGGGUAAUUCAAGGGAAGUAUUGCACAAAUUUACUGUUGAUCUACCUAAGAAGCACGGUAGAGGUGGUCAAUCAGCUUUACGUUUUGCUCGUUUAAGAAUGGAAAAACGACACAAUUAUGUUAGAAAAGUAGCUGAGACAGCAGUCUCCUUUUAUAUAACAAAUGAUAAACCGAAUGUUUCUGGCUUAGUAUUAGCUGGUAGUGCUGACUUCAAGACAGAACUGAGUCAAUCAGACAUGUUUGAUCCCCGAUUACAAGCAAAAGUUAUAAAAUUGGUAGAUGUCUCAUAUGGUGGAGAAAACGGAUUCAAUCAGGCCAUUGAACUAGCUGCAGAGUCCUUACAAAAUGUUAAGUUCAUUCAAGAGAAAAAACUGAUAGGUAAAUACUUUGAUGAAAUUAGUCAAGAUACUGGUAAAUACUGCUUUGGAAUCGUAGAUACCCUGCGUGCCUUAGAACUUGGGGCUGUCGAGACAUUAGUUUGUUGGGAAAAUCUUGAUAUUCAACGCUAUGUCCUGAAAAGUCACUCCAGCCCUGAAGUUAAAGUUUUGCAUUUAACGCCAGAGCAAGAAAAAGAUAAAUCUUACAUAAGUGAUGAGGCUGGUGUGGAAUUGGAGUUAGUCGAGAGUCUGCCUCUUUUGGAAUGGCUUGCGAACAAUUACAAAAGUUUUGGAACAACCCUAGAAAUAAUCACAGACAGAUCGCAAGAAGGUUCACAAUUUGUAAGAGGUUUCGGUGGUAUUGGUGGUCUGUUAAGGUACAAGGUAGAUUUUCAAAAUUUCCAGUGUGAUGAGUUGGACUUAUUAGAUGAUGACCUAUACGACUAUGACUAAGCGCUCUUUUUAGCUCUUUUUUCAAUCAUUAAACUUUUGUCGUCACGAAACCUUGAUACAGAAGAAUAUCCAAUUAUUUCUCAGUCAAAUUUUGUUUUGGGAGGUAUCUAAUUUUAUCAUUCUGAAGUAACAUUAUGUCUGAUUUACAUUUGCCGGAUUCACCAUUACCGAAUUUCAUGCAGCACUAGUUCCGAAUGUAUUGAUUUGAAAGACUGUAAAACAAUCUGUAAAUUCUAGGUUACCACUUCCUGGAUUAUCUCUUUUAGUUUUUGCAAUGCCGAAUUUUCACCGACUAAAUGGAAAAGCUCUGAUUGUCAGGCAUUUUUCUUAUGUGAAUACCUCUGGCCAUGUGUAAUAGGUAUCAGGUAUUCGAAUUAUCUUUAUUACCAUUAGAACGUAUUACUAACCUGAAUCUAGACUCAGUUGUAAAGAGGUGAAGUACAGAAGAAAAACAUUCGCGAAUCAUUUUUCCACUAAGCUUUCUUUGAGCUGAGAUUUAUGCUUCCUUCUUUAAAACAUUAAAAAUGGUCAAUUGUUUAAUUUCUGUCCCUGAAAGUGAAACUGAUGCUCAAUCCGUUUUUCCAAUAUAAGACUAAAAAUUUGUAAAGACCUUGAUACCGGAAUAAAGAUGCAUUCAAAAGUUCUUGUUAUGAGUAUCAACCUUUCAAUUGUAUAAAAUCUUUUGAAAGUCGGAAAAAAGUGCUGUGAUUAUCGCAAGAUGAUGACUUGAUAUCACCAACACAUCGAAUGACAAAUAUGUUUUGAAGAAAAGACAGAGGAUAUGAGAUUUCAUCAUGACAUGAGAUCAUAGCUGAAGAAAGAUGGAUACCAUCUACUGUCAUAGUUACAGACAUACCAACUGUCCUUGGUUUGCCAAAGCAAGCUUUUACACCCAGCAAAUGGGUUCUCUCCUCCUAAAUCCCAUGUAGAGUGCUCUGUGCGCACCCAAUUGAAUUAGUGAAAUCCCUCUCCAUAGUGAGUGAAGAAAAUAAUAAUGAUGUGAUCAAAUAGCCAGAGGGAAUGCUAAAUAUUCGGUUCUCAAGGGCUCUUUAUAUCAGUAAUUACUACAAAAAUGCUUUCAAUCUGCAGAAACCAUCAGAUAUAAAUAAGCUGUGGUGAAAAUAUACAUCUCACUUUAGCAAGUUGUGGAUUUCUUACUGCUUUAUACUUUGUGAUAGAAAACCAACAAUUAACAGCAAUCAAAGGUAUCAAUAUGAAAGUUUCAAUAAAUUUUAUGUAAAUUUGAAAAUAUAAGAUUUUAAGGUCAGCUAAGAACUCUGCAAUCAAUGUAUGACCUUUUCUUGCUUUAACAUUCAUUCACUGGUAUUGUCUCUUCACCAGCUUAACUUACAAGUGAGUUAGGUUGGAUGGAUUGAACCCAAGGUACUAUGCCAGGUAAUAAGAUACUGUACCAUAACUUGUUUGCUCCAACAAUGAUUGCUCCAAGUUUCCUUAGUAGUAUGCAGUUCUUCCAAACCUGGUGAACCUAGAAAUAAUCUAUGGCUUAGCUACAAUCACGCACAACCAGUUUUGGAACACCACCAAUGAGAUACGCAUUUUUGCAGUUUCAGCGUCGAUCUUCGGUCAUUGAUAUCGUCAAUUCUUGCUAAAUUAAGGAGUAGAAUGACAUUUUAAGCUGCUUCAGACCUCUUUUAAUACCCCUGCUACCCGACCCAACAUCGAAAUUUUAUUCCUCUCUUGCAAGAAAUUGUAUUACUUGUAAUGUCUUUAAUCCAAUAAUUUACAUCCUAUUUUUUGAAGGAUUUGCCUUGAACAUUUGUACUGUUUAGAUUUAUAUUUUUUUGUACUUUUUGUAUAAAUAUUUUUCUACGAAUAAUAGUCUCAAAGUUCUUUAAGAAUGCCUCUUAGAAAACUCGAUCAUAUCUAACUUUUUGAAUUUUUUAUCAUAAAAUAGUAUUCUAAUUUUAUUGAAAUUGUGGCACUGUUUUUGUUUCAAUUACACAGAGCUCUCAGCUUUCGCUCAGAUUCAUCACUCUUUUUUCUAAGUAUCCUUCACUCAUGGUUCAUUUUGCAUAAGGAUCUUGCUGAACUUCAUGUUGUUUUUUGAAUUUGUGUGAAAAAAAUGGUAUCUUCCAAGCAUAAUAGAAAAUUCAAUGACAAGUGGGACUGAUAAAAGGUUGUAAAAUGAAGUUUUUGCAAAGAGAGGCUCUGUAAAUUUUGUAGGGAAAAUGCUAGUUGCUAUUAGUUUAUGUCUGUUUUGCAAGCGUAAAUAGCAUCUGAGAAAAGGACCUUUGUAAUCUUUGAGUAUUCGUUCCAUUGUAGAACUUUUGAAACUUCUUAAUACUUCGGUGGAUGAAAUAGUAAGUUUUCGUUUGUUGGUGUUCCGUCAGUUUUUAAACAAUUUCGAAUCUAUUUGAAUGAAAAUGUAUUACUGAAAUAUUUCUUAUAAUUUUUGUAAAACUGUCAUUAUUUCAAGCCAAAUUUCGUCAAGAAUACAUCAAUCUUGUGCGAUGCGUUCUAAAAUUUUCUGUCCAACUUGAAGAGAGAGCCCUAGAGGUUUUAUUUCUUGUACUUAAGAAAAGAAGAAAUAGUUCUGAGGAACACCAUAGAACCUUACGUUUCCAGGUCGGACGGAAAUUUUUAGAACACAUUACACGCAAAUUGACCUAGCUCAACCAAUUUUGGUUAAGACCAAAGUGUAAUUCAAUCAAGAAAUGUGAGAAGGAUUUCAGUUUUCUUUUCAGCUUAAAAGAUUCAAAAUGGGUCAAAAAACGAAACAUUAUGUAUGGAAACUUACUCUUAAAUCCAUCUACGUACCCAAUGGCUCACACGGGUCUUAAUAUUAGUAUUUUCUUCUCUCUCUCUCUUUGCAAUGGCACAGCUUAUUUAAAUUUUCAGAAGAUCGUGGCUUUUUUCACACAUAUAGUCGCUAAUAUAUUCAUGGUGUGGAACCUGCAUAAUGUGUCAAAUAAUUUGUCAUGAAGUAAUUGAUAUUUUCCUGUAAGUAAAAGAAAUGUGUCUCAAGGUUUGUAUUUUUAUAAUCACUCCAACAUCUCCGUCAUAUUAUAGCUCUGCCAUCAAUUAUCUGCUUCUACACUACUAUGAGUCGAAUGAAAUAAAGUGACUUCCUUAUAGAAA